UCCAUGCCCUUACUGGGAAGACAUGGAGCGCUAUGGACACAGUCUACACGAACCGAGUAGGAAUCUCAGCUAGAGACAUAAAUAUUUCUCCAGCAAGGAAACGAACGAUUUGAGAGGCCGAGAGAAAAGACAGGUCGGGCCCGGUUGAGGAUGGAGUGUGCAUUUGACGCACAGAACCUGAUUUCCAUUUCUUUGAGGAAAAUCCAAAGCUCCAGGACGCAGAGAGGAGGCAUCAAGCUCCACAAGAACUUGCUGGUAACGUACGUACUGAGAAACGCCAGGCAGUUUUACAUGAGCAAAAACUUGUCGCAGGCGCAGAGGACGCAUCACUACGAGGAUGUAGCCGCAGUCCGCGAGAGGCAAGAAUAUCUCGAACUGACCGGGAGCCUAACGGAGUUGUCUGAUGACUUCUACUGCAACUUUACUGGGGUUGAGUCGGACACUUGGCACUGCGGAGCGCACCAGCCCAUCGGCCAGCCUGCGGAGGUGGCGCACCAAGACGCGUCUGCCUGCGCAGCGGUCUCUCCAGGCGACUCUGAUCUCAUGGUUUCGGAUGCUUGCUGGAGUUGUGCGGACAAAUCACCCUGGGAGUUACCUAUCCCAAACGCGCAAGCCAACCAAAAGACUGUCCUGGACUUGGACACGCAUGUGGUGACUACCGUCACGAACGGAUACUUCCACUCAGACUGUUGCGCGCAGUCAAAACAGCCGCAGGGCGCGCAGUGCUACAGCAAAAAGCGAAAGAUGGACACAAGUUAUCACAUUGUUGACCCAGAGUUUUAUCUGCCGGACUUCGGCCCAGUGCCAUGCAAACGAAUGAGAACUGACGACGAUUCGCACUCAGACACGGAGCAGUUGGACAGCACGAACAUCUCCAACCUGAUCUCGGUGCUGGGUUCAGGUGGACUAUCUGAGUUUGUGAGUUGGCAGCAGACGGACCUUGAGCAAAUAUUCGCCGCGCAAACAAUUUGUUUGAAACACACACUGUUAACAGGCAGCGGCUGGACCAGAGCAAUCGAAGCGUUUUGAUUUGUAAGACUGUUUUUUUGUUUGUUUGUUUGUUCUUUUUCUUUGUAUGGUUUUUAUUUUAAUGCUUUCAAAUAAACAAUGACACGACUGCAAAUCAUCUCUCUCCUCUGUUCUUCUGACGCGCUGAUGAGCUGUGGCUGUAUGGAGCGGUCCUGCCCGUCUCCGGUUAGGCUGUUCUCGCACAUUAACAUGUCCGGUGCCAAUUGAUGUAAUUUAUUCACACAAUGUACCUUUCAUUUAAACCCCCUUAUUUGACUGGCCGGUGAUGGUUCGGGGUUCUGGAGAGACUGCCUUCGGUUGGCGUUAACGCUGCUCCCAAGGAAAGAUGUUGGAAGAGCGCCAUCAUGUGGUCGGUCCAGAUCUGUACAGCCUCAUGCAUCAGAUCAACGCAGAGCAUCAUUCUGUAAAUGUAUUAUUUAUACCAGGGCCUGGUU
This is a messenger RNA of Acanthopagrus latus (yellowfin seabream), 1463 nucleotides long. RefSeq names its product immediate early response gene 5-like protein. NCBI's taxonomy places the organism in Eukaryota, Metazoa, Chordata, Actinopteri, Spariformes, Sparidae. Bases 151 to 1029 code for a protein of 292 amino acids. The transcript has a single exon. The record is from RefSeq and is a predicted model, not a curated record.